CGCUUGUCGAGCAAUGUUCGCGUUGAGCUUGCUCAUGCUCGUCGCGAGCGCGUCGGCGGUCGCCACGACUGCUCGGACUGUCGCGCCGGCGGCCGUCGCUGCUCGGAUCGUGCGCGUGGCCGCUCCGCUUCGCAUGCAGGCGGGCGAGGCCUCCCCGCCGCUCUCGUCGCUCGACCCAGAGGCGAAUCGCCCUCGGCCCGCUGCGCCACCGGUUGAGGCGCCGGCGGGCACCGAGACGCUGCCGCCGACGAGCUUCCUAUCACUCAUUGAGCAGGCCGCGGCAGCGACCGAGAAGGCGCUCGCCGAUGGCAGCCGGCUGCUCGAGGUUGAGUUUCCGCCGGUGCCGCUCUCAAAGCUGGAGGACUCGGCGAUCUCUGCAUACGACCUGCUCUCGGCGAACCUGCAGCUGGUGCUUGAGUACGCGCAGCGGCUCAACCGCGUCCUCAACGCCUCGCCCGACCAGUCGAUCGCCAUCACUCUCCCCGACGCCGCCGAGCGCGUGCGCGCGACCGAGUAUUUGGGCGACGCGGAGCCGGCGCCGGGCGUGCGGCUGUGGGCCCUUUCGGGCGGCGACGCGCAGCCGUCGCCGUUCGGCUUCCUGACCUCGCUGGUCAAGUCCUCCGACGCGGCUGUCGAGGCCGCGCCCUGGGCCUCGGCCUACAUCGUCCUCGGCGUCUCGUGCGCCGAGCUUCCCUCGAUCCGAAAGCUGGCCGAGCUGGACGACUCGACGCCAAUCAUCGCCUUCAACCUCAAGCUCGACACGCUGCGCGGCGACCUCGGCCUGCCCGGCUUCCCGAGCAAGGAGACGCACCACGCCUUCCUGUCGCGGCUCAAGCCCGUCUACUACAUGCGGCCGCGCUCGUACUCGCUCUCGCUCUCGCGGCCGCCCUUCCUGCUCUCGUACCAGGGCGUCCUCUUCCGCUGCUACCCCGAGGGCUACCAGACGCUGCUCGACCGCGGCCAGGGCUCGUACCGCCGCGUGUGCGUGCAGCAGCGGAGGCCCGCCCUGGGCGCCUUCAAGGCGGAGCUGACGCGCGCGCUCAAGGUCGACGAUGCGACGGCCGCCUCGGCCAUCUCGCAGACGGGCUACAAGCAGUCGACUUGGUGGGAGGACGACGCGGACGGGCGCGACCUCUCCGCCGACUGGCGGUCUUGA
This is a messenger RNA of Emiliania huxleyi CCMP1516, 1156 nucleotides long. RefSeq lists its product as hypothetical. Lineage: Eukaryota; Haptophyta; Isochrysidales; Noelaerhabdaceae. The coding region runs from base 14 to 1156 and encodes 380 amino acids. The transcript is spliced from 5 exons. The record is from RefSeq and is a predicted model, not a curated record.